UCACUAUUUGUGGAUAGCUUUGCGUUUGACACAGGCCAAAGGCUAACUAAAGGAAGAACCCGUAAUAAAAUACAUACGUCAUAUUAUUUUAUAUAUUAAUGUAUGUAAUACAGCACUCACGUAGGUAACUUUCAAGCUGAUUAAUAUUUUUUAAGUGAAAGUGAUUUUUUAAUGUUCAUCUGUAAGGUUUAUAAAAAUCAUGACAGGCAGAACGAGUUUUAAAAAUUCUCGAAUGAAUUUCAAAGUUCAAAAUGACCCAUUCGAGGGUAAAGGUACUAAACCUAUACGAGAAGCUUCGUCUAUUACUGAAGUUUUGGUGUUGAUGAUUGUGCACGUUUGUAAGAAAUUACUGUUCUUUGAUACCAAUUUAAAAAUAGCGUUAUACUUAGGAGCUCUAUUUUUGUUAUCGCUCGUAGCUGACGUUUUAACAUUUCCUAAAACUUACUUUUCGAGAAGUGACAAUAUAUUUAAUCAGUAUUUUGUUAAAAUUGGAUGGUUUUGGACAUUAUUUUUAACAGUGCCUUAUGUAUUGUUGACCUCAUAUACCACAUGCUGUGGUAAAAGAAAGCUUAUCGUCACUGGUCACAUGCUGAGAUUAAUUAUUGCUACAUUCUUCUGGUAUGCUUGGACAACUAUCUUUAACAUUAUAGAAACUAAUUACGGUCGAUGCAACUCAAAGUCAUUUGAUAGUAAAACAUCAUGUUUGAAAAAUGGACAUUUUUGGAAUGGAUUUGAUAUAUCGGGACAUUGCUUUAUUUUGAUUUACUCAAGUCUGAUAAUGAUAGAAGAAGCCAGGGCAAUUAAUGGCUGGGAGCGUAUCAAGGACUAUAUCAGAGAUGAAAAGUAUUCAAGAAGUGUUGAGGAUAAAACGAUAAGCACAAACCCCUUGAGAAAUAUAAGUGCAGAGGAAUUAGAAAUCUUGAAAGUAUCCUAUGAAAACUUUACACCAUAUGUAAGGGCAUUCCUUAUCGCGAUAUCUUUAUUGCAGUUACUUUGGGAUGUCAUGUUAGUUUCUACAAUUCUGUACUACCACAUUAUGGUGGAGAAAUUUAUAAGUGGAGUGAUAGCUAUUCUUACAUGGUUUGUGACUUACAGAGUUUGGUAUACAAUACCAAAUAUUUUACCAAAUCUCCCAGGUGAGGGGAUAUUUAAAUAUAAUAAAGAAAAAUCAUUUGUUACACCCAACAAUAAAAAAAGAACAAGUACAACAAAUGGGAAACAUUUCAUGGGAAUGCCCCUGAAUAAAAGUCAAGAAGAUAUACCUAGUGAUGAAACAAGAUAAUGACAGUGGUAAUCUAUUAAGAAACAUACUAUAAUAUUAAACACCAUCUGAAGUUCUUGCUGCUUUUCGUUGUGCACUUAAAAGUUCUGAAAACAAUUGAUAUGGCUAAUUUCAUAAUUGUAAACAGUGUUUUUAUAGUUCCUACAAACAAUUAUGAAGAAUUAUGAACCUAUGAUAUUUUCAAAUCCCAAUUUUAAUUGACUCUUACAAUUAUGGUUUUCUUGAUUUAUUUAGACUAGUUAAUGUUUUAAAUUUAUUUUUCAUUGGUAAAGGGUGACAGAAUUAAAAGUAAUUUUAGCUCCUCUAUCUGUGACAUUGCUUAGCCUAGUCAGAUUGAGUUAUGUAAUUAAAUAAACAAUGUUUAGCAACAACUAUAACAUUAUAUAAAGGCUGCCAUGCCAUGUACCACAAAAAGGUUGGGAAUAAUUGGUGGUAAUCAAAGAAUGUUUGAUGGUUUUAUUUGGAUUUACACAUGCACAUAUUUACAAAGAUUUUUACAUAUUACAUAUCAUUUAAUACUAAUAAAUAAAGAAUGAUGAUAGUGCAGUGCAGCAUGUUAAUGUGUCAUUAUCACCAUUGUGUGUUAAUUGCAAUUUGUGUUAUAAGCUCUUGUUUUGCCAACCUUGCAUAUGUGAUUGACUUAAUUUUGUUUUUUAUGUAAAUGAGAAUAUCACAUUAAAAAAAAAGUUUUAUAUUCAGAUAUUUUUAUUAUUUUAAUUCUAAUAUACAUGUUAUUAUUUAUUCUAUUUAAAACUAACUUAUUAGUAAUAAAGAUUUUUUUAUUGCGA
Molecule: messenger RNA, 2070 nt
Organism: Amyelois transitella
Lineage: Eukaryota; Metazoa; Arthropoda; Insecta; Lepidoptera; Pyralidae
Gene: Fitm
Product: acyl-coenzyme A diphosphatase FITM2
Exons: 1
Coding region: 200-1282 (360 amino acids)
Biological process (GO): lipid droplet organization; phospholipid biosynthetic process; lipid storage
Cellular component (GO): endoplasmic reticulum membrane
Source: RefSeq, a predicted model, not a curated record